AUGAUGGAUCUGUCACAGAUUGUCGAGUGGAGCAGAGAAGAGAGUGUUGAUGUCUCACAUGCUAUUGUUUUGAGCAAUGUUCCUUUGGACGCCAGUAACGACACUAUUGGAAAGGUGUUAAACACAGUAAAAGUUUUUGGUCGCACUAGAAUACGUGGUCGCCGUGGUGAUGUAACUGGCAGGUGGUCGUUUAUUUUAGUGGAGACCAGUGCUGAUCUAGAUUCUGAUGUUAUACCUCCUGAGAUAGGUAUAGAAAAUGAAGCUGGACCCUGGAGUUUCAAUUUAGUGGGUAGUCUAGUAGCCCAUGGCCCUGCCUCAAAAGGUGAUACAUUCCAGCUCAAGCUGCAAGCCUUGUUACAGCAGGAGGGCAAGUCUAUGGAUGAAGUGAAGGCCAUGAUUUUGGAAAAUAAGCCUCCUAAAUCUGACAUCAGUGUUGACCUAGUUGAUGCCAUAGGCAAAUUAGUAGAUCGGUGUAAUCAGGUGUCUAGUGAUGGGCCUAGUUACAGAAAACUGAGGUUGUUCUCAGGGUUAAAACCUGUCCCUCCAGGUGAGGAAGAGUAUGAAGUCUGGAUGGAGCAGGCCGGUCAAAUGAUAAGUGAAUGGCAAUGCACCGAAUCUGCAAAGAAGCAACGCAUCGUUGAGAGUUUGCGAGGUCCCGCUGCUGAUAUUGUCAGGUUUCUUAAAGUGAGUAGCCCAUCAGCAACUGCAAAUGAGUACUUAGCUGCCCUUGAGACUGUAUAUGGAACUACUGAGAGUGGGUCUGACCUCAUGGCUAGAUUUCGUCAUAUCUACCAGGAAGGUGGAGAGAAACUUUCAGCUUUCUUGUACCGCCUAGAUAAACUUCUCCACAGAGCCUUGUUGAAGGGUGGGAUUGAGGCAGCUGGUAUAAAUAUAGCUAGAAUGGAGCAGCUAAUUAAGGGGGCUCUUACCAAUGAUAUGGUUGCUUUGCAAAUCAGAAUGACUCACACUCUGCAAGAUCCCCCUUCUUUCUCACAGUUGAUGAAGGAAGUGCGAGAGGAAGAACAUUAG
This is a messenger RNA of Xyrauchen texanus (razorback sucker), 1029 nucleotides long. Its product is annotated as paraneoplastic antigen Ma1 homolog. The record is from RefSeq and is a predicted model, not a curated record. The transcript has a single exon. Lineage: Eukaryota; Metazoa; Chordata; Actinopteri; Cypriniformes; Catostomidae. Bases 1 to 1029 code for a protein of 342 amino acids.